ACGACCGAAUGGCAGCGUUUACGCAGAGCUUCUUCUCACCUGCACUUGAACGCAACACAAGUUCCCACCUUGCUUUGCAGCGCUAGUCUGCAAAAUUAAAGUCCACGUCAAUCGCGUCAUGGUUUGGCUUUUUGCGGCUGCUUCGGUUCUGGUCGUGGAUCUGGAUCAUCACCAACAGCAUUCAGGGCCCAUGCAGGCUCUCGGGGGGACCCGGUCACCUCAGAGGGAGGAUUUUUGUCAGUGAGUGUUUUUGGCUGGUCUUGAAGAUGGAAUAUGCAGUCUCCUAAAGUCCAACACGCUGCUGGACGCCAAAUGAUGGCAACAUGUUGGACCUCUGACGCGCUGGACCUGUUCCUGUGGACCACUGAGGCGGGUGUGGAUGCUUGAAAUUGUUUUGAAGAGAACACUGAGCAUUGAUUGUUAUUGUUUAUAAAAAAAAGAACAUAAUUAAUUGUGAUAAUUGCAUAAGAUAAAGUAUGGAGCACACCGGCAUCGAGGAGGUGAACCAAACCCACCAGCAGCAGCACGAACCCAUCAGCUUCGGGAUCGACCAGAUCCUCAACAGUUCGGACCAGUCCAGCGGCUGCAUGCUGCCGAACAGGACCGGGGACACGGACUACUCGCUGGCCGCCUCCAACGUCUACAGCAACGGCUACAACAACGUGUACAACCCGGCCUGCUCCAUGGGCCUGGCGGGUUCCUACAACGUCAACAUGAACAUGAACGUCAGCAUGAACAUGAACGUCAACGUCAACUCCGCCGGCGCCGGCGGGGUGAUCCGGGUUCCGGCUCACAGGCCCAUGCCGCCCCCGACUGCUCCCGCAGCCGCCGCAGCAGCAGCAGCCGCCCCUCAUCAGCCGCCCUCCGCGCACCCGGGCGGCAUCGGGCCUGCCGGGAUACCACCCGUGCCCGGCAUGGGCCCGAUGGGGAACGCCAAUUUCACCUUCCCGUGGAUGGAGAGCAGCAGGAGGUUUGCCAAGGACAGAUUAACAGGGGAGCAGGCAGAGGAGAGCCGAGCGCGAGAGGCCGCAGGGGGGGCGGGGGCGGCCGGGCCCCUCUGCCCUCUCCCCAAGGGAGACAUCGGCAGGGUCCCCGUCUGGAGCACGGUGGAGACUUUAACUAAAUGCUAUUACCCCGAGCUCGCUCACCUGCGAGACGGCAAUGGCCUUCUUGCAGACUAUUCUUUCCCAAAGGGGGCUUGCCCAGCCGCCUUGUCACCGUUCUCGGUGACACGCCGCAUCGGCCACCCGUACCAGAACCGGACGCCCCCCAAGAGAAAAAAGCCUCGCACGUCCUUCAGUCGGGUGCAGAUCUGCGAGCUGGAGAAGCGCUUCCAUCGUCAAAAGUACCUGGCAUCGGCCGAGCGCGCCACCUUGGCCAAGGCCCUUAAGAUGACGGACGCGCAGGUCAAGACGUGGUUCCAGAACCGGCGAACAAAAUGGCGGCGACAGACGGCGGAGGAGAGAGAGGCGGAGCGGCAGCAGGCCAACCGUCUCAUGCUGCAGCUCCAGCAAGAAGCCUUCCAGAAGACCCUGAGCCAGCCUCUGCAGCCGGACCCGCUCUGCCUGCACAACUCCUCCCUCUACGCCCUGCAGAACCUGCAGCCCUGGGCCGAAGACAAUAAGGUGACCUCCGUCACCUCCGUGGCAUCUGUUGUGUGAAUGUGAGCGUGAUUGUGGGCGGGACGUAGACCGUGCGUCCCGGCUGGGGGGGGUCGGUUCGCCGCCAAGGAGCUGCGCUGACAUUGAAGAUGCACUGUAAAUAUGUGUUGAGUCAAUUUCCUGCCUUACACAACGUUUCCGCUUUCCCUUCAGCUGACGGUCUAAAAAAGGGAGGACGGGCGCUUUAUCCCUAAGUGCCGCACACCUAACUAAUGGACACCUGUGUACAUGCCCACCUAUCAAGACCGAACCCCUCCCUCUUCCCUUUUUACUUCUGGAACCUUCAAGGAGGACGCAGAGACUUUCUGCCCAUAGCUGCAAAAAAUUGAAAAAAAAAGAGGCCUGGUUUCUCCCUUUUGACUUUGUACAACGUAGCAAAUGCAUGUUUAUGUCCUUUUCUGUAUGCUGCUGUCGAGGCGCCACGCCGCGCCGCCACGGGCGGUACUCCUCAUCACGGACUCCUCACGAUGGUCCAUUUAAAGGGUGUUUUAUAUUAAAUCAUAUUGUGACUUUUUUUCCAAAGGCUUUCUCUCGCCUCUUUGUGUCUCAUUGGCUUCGUACACAACAUCGA
Messenger RNA from Doryrhamphus excisus (bluestripe pipefish), 2232 nucleotides. The record is from RefSeq and is a predicted model, not a curated record. Lineage: Eukaryota; Metazoa; Chordata; Actinopteri; Syngnathiformes; Syngnathidae.